AUGGUGUUGAUGAACAUGAGGCCACCAAGCUUGCUAGAGCCAAGAGUCGAAGGAGCUGGUGGGGCGGGGAGCCGGGGCCGGGGCGGGGGGCGCCGCCCGGCCGGGCGCGGCCUGACGGGGGCUGUGGGGGUCUCUCGGCAGAUCGAGGCGCUGCAGGAGGUGCUGGAGAAGCUGAAGAGCAAGCGGGUCCCGCACUACGAGAAGAAGUUCGGGCAGGUGCCCAUGUGCGACGCCGGGGAGCAGUGCGCCGUGAGGAAGGGGGCCCGCAUCGGGAAGCUCUGCGACUGCCCGCGGGGGACUUCGUGCAAUUCCUUCCUCCUCAAGUGCCUGUAA
Molecule: messenger RNA, 333 nt
Organism: Haliaeetus leucocephalus (bald eagle)
Lineage: Eukaryota; Metazoa; Chordata; Aves; Accipitriformes; Accipitridae
Gene: CARTPT
Product: CART prepropeptide
Exons: 3
Coding region: 1-333 (110 amino acids)
Biological process (GO): negative regulation of appetite; G protein-coupled receptor signaling pathway; positive regulation of MAPK cascade
Molecular function (GO): neuropeptide hormone activity
Source: RefSeq, a predicted model, not a curated record